UGCCAUGGCGAGCGGUGUGGGCAGUGCCGGGGGCUGAAGUUGCCGAGCACAAGGAAAAGGCGGAAGCAAGAUGGCGGCGCUGGCUUCGGAGCUGCUGCUGCUGAGCGACUCCAGGCGCUUCCGCGAAGACAACCUGCUGAGCAGCGAGGACUGGGAUGCAGGUCUCUACAGCUGCUUGGAUAAUGAUGGAGCUAUGGCAGCUGAGCUCUUCCCCUGCCUUGAAAGGAGUAUUAUGGCUGGUGACUGUGGCAAUUCUAUGCAGUUCAGUGAUGGGUUUGACUUGGACAUGGAGACAUCCCCUCCGGAUCCACCUUGGGACUCAUUUCAAGACUCUCACAUCUUAGAGGUACAAGUAAAGUCUGAGCCAGUCUCUCCUGCCUCAUCUCAUUGCUCUGAUUCAUCAUCCUCUGAUUCGUCUGCUGCAUCUUCUUCCUCCUCCUCUUCUGCUGAUCUCCUUGGGCAGGCCCCUAACCCAGAUGAUGUAAUUGGAGUGAAGCCAGAGCGUCCACCAACCCCUCCAUGCAUGUUUGGAGAUGUCCUUUCACCUCCCUUUGGCACUGUCCACAUCAAUGUAGUACCAGCUCCUGAGACAGGGAAACCAACAGCUUCCAACAAAGCAGAGUGCAUUCUCAGUCGAAAACCUCCUAUCCAGCCAAAGCCAGUUGUGGUAACCACUGUCCCAGUACAGCCAACAACCACUUCCAGUAAGACCAUCUUACUACAGCCUGUUCCUGUAACCCAGUCGCAAACUGUCAGCCCAGGAAUUUCAGUUCCAACGCAGGGUGUUGUGAUUUCCCAAUCUGAACUGCUGCAUCUUCCAGUAUCUGGGCUGAUCAAGGUUCAAUCCCCUGUGAAGGAAGGUCUCCCCACAAAACCAACUUCUUCUGCCCCCAAACCAGAAGCCAAGACUAUUGUUCCCGCACCAACACAAAUGGGAUCCUGCAACCAAGAGAUUGAUAUCAAAGUGCUAAAACGGCAGCAGAGGAUGAUUAAGAACCGUGAGUCAGCUUGCCAGUCACGGCGAAAAAAGAAAGAAUACCUGCAAGGGCUUGAGUCCCGGUUGCGGGAGGCCCUGACAGAGAAUGAGCGAUUACGGCGGGAGAAUGCUCUCCUCCGCCGUCGACUGGACUGCGUCCUGAAUGAGAACAGUGAGUUGAAAUUUGGUUCCGGGAACCGGAAAGUCAUCUGUGUCAUGGUUGUGCUGCUCUUCAUAGCCUUCAAUUUUGGGCCUGUCAGCAUCAGUGAGCGAAAGACAACAGAUGUGACCCUGCCCAAGCAGGAAGUGGAGCCUAGCCCAGGCCAGAGGCACCUCCUAGGAAUUGCAGGGGAAUCUCAUGACAUCCCAGAGGAAGAGCCGGAGGAGCAGCAAGACGAGGCUCCAGCUAAGCCAGGGAAGACAUCAUUCCGGAACUUGUCAACUCCCUUCUCUGACAUGAAGGAACUCAUGCUGAGAGACUUGGACAAGUUGUUCCUUACUUCAGAUUGCCGCCAGUUCAAUCGCACUGAAUCACUCAGACUGGCAGAUGAGCUCAGCGGUUGGGUCCGACGACACCAGAUCAACCGGAGGAAGCCCUCACAGUCUCGUAAAGCAGCACAGGCCAGCCAGGACAAACCAAAAGGGAUGCCUCCAAGCCCCUCCCACUAUGUGCCUGCCAACCCCCCCAGACAAACACAGAGAGAUUCCCUGCAGCAGCUACAGGUUUAUCAGCAUCCUGACCACACUGAACACGACUUCAUGGAUGCCAUUGAUCGUCGAGAAGAUACCUUCUAUGUAGUGUCCUUUCGACGGGACCACCUGCUGUUGCCUGCCAUCAGCCACAACAAAACCUCUCGCCCCAAAAUGUCAUUGGUGAUGCCAGCCAUGGCCCUCAAUGAGAGCCUGUACAAUUCCUCCCUGGGCUAUGAGGUAAUGAUGCAAAUAGACUGUGAAGUGAUGGACACCCGGGUCAUCCACAUCAAGAGCUCUACAGUGCCCCCCUUUCUGCGACGCCACGACCCUGCCCCAAACAACCGCACCCAGCCGUCCCCUCAGUCCUUUACUGGCAGAGCGACUCGCACAGCUUUGCGGGCCCAUCGGUCCACCCUGUCCUCUGCCAGACGGCACCCGCAUCGUACCCUUUACCUUGGAGAGCAUGGAGAGGGCUAGUCUGAUCCUACUAGGAGGAUUAAAAAAAUCUCCCAUAACUAUUGCAAUGGUACGCACACAGUCCUGGGAACAUGAUCCUUCCAUGAGGGAAAUGGACAAAAUAGCAAACAUACAGCAUUCCCUCUGGACACUAACCUGUGCGAGGGAUGGACAUUUCCUCUCCCCUUCUGCAUCAUCGUUUUUCUUGCAAAUCACCUGAUCCAAUCUCAGGAUGGCAUCAGUGUGGGUCUCUUCCUGCUGCUGUUAGGGAUGACAUGUUGCUGCCUCAUACCUGCCUUCCUCCACAGCUGGGUCUUGAAACCUCAGUGCUGUCCUUAAAGAAACUUUCUGCCUGUUUCUAUUGCCGCCUGAAGGUCAUUGAAAGAAAGCUGUGUGUUCAAUCAAAGGGAAAGAAAGACGAAGUCUCUUGUCCUGCUGACUGCAAUGGUGUAGGUGUGUGUGUGUGUGUGUGUGUGUGUGUGUGUGUGUGAGUAAAUGUGUGAGAGGGAACUUUCUCUUCUGCAAAGCAGAGGGAGUGUGCAUGUGUGCGCUUAGGUAUGUUCUCCCCUCCCAUUUGUUCGGAUGGCACUUAGACCUACCCUUUUGGGUCCUUUUUGUGUUUUGUUUUUCCUCAAUUGUAUUUUUUAAAAAGUAAAUACUGUAAUAGCAACAAAUAAAUUUAAUGUGUGACCUUUA
This is a messenger RNA of Sceloporus undulatus (fence lizard), 2821 nucleotides long. RefSeq names its product activating transcription factor 6 beta (gene ATF6B). The coding region runs from base 71 to 2146 and encodes 691 amino acids. The transcript has 16 exons. The record is from RefSeq and is a predicted model, not a curated record. Gene Ontology annotation, biological process: endoplasmic reticulum unfolded protein response; regulation of transcription by RNA polymerase II. Gene Ontology annotation, molecular function: DNA-binding transcription factor activity, RNA polymerase II-specific; RNA polymerase II cis-regulatory region sequence-specific DNA binding. Gene Ontology annotation, cellular component: nucleus. Lineage: Eukaryota; Metazoa; Chordata; Lepidosauria; Squamata; Phrynosomatidae.